UUGGCAGUUAUUGUGCCCUACGUUCAGACCAGAUACAACCUUAUAGAAAAUCCAAUCAUCGAAAGCGUAUUAGCAGCUCAGAAAGCAAUCCUGUAUAGCGAAAUAGAAAAGAAAACUCGACAUGCAAAGCUAUACAAAGUACGCAGAAAUGAGCUAGCCUCAUCAAUGUGGCUACGAUUUGGAAAUAUUAUUCCACAGGAUGAAGCGCGAUACUGUCAACUCCAAGACAGAAAUAUGUUUGGAGCUGAAAAAGGUAUGUGCCAACAUUGUAGGGAACGUGUGAAGACGGUAGACCAUCUAGCAACGCAGUGCGAAAAAAAUGUUACAUCACGACUAUACUAG
Messenger RNA from Thelazia callipaeda (thelaziosis nematode), 342 nucleotides. The record is from the annotation of a GenBank genome assembly. NCBI's taxonomy places the organism in Eukaryota, Metazoa, Nematoda, Chromadorea, Rhabditida, Thelaziidae.